AUGGCAUCCUCGGCGCCCCAGAUUUUGACCCAACUCAGCCUUCAGUUCUUCCCGUCAACUGGAUCAUGCUCGAUUGAUAUUGCGGCCGCCAUCCAGCUCGGCCGGUGCGGCUAUAUUGACAUAAGCGUCGAGGAGCAGCACCACGUCGACGUACUACCCGACAAGAUCUGCGUCACGCCCACGCAGCCCGAGUCGUCCGUGGCUUCAUAUGCACCACCGGCGCCCGUCCGUACCAGCCCUCCAAAGCCGCAGGUGCCCAUUGGUGGAAAUGGCAACGGCAACGGGAAUGGCAACUCGGGAAAUGGGAAUGGGAAUGAUAACGGCAACAACAAUGGCGGCAGUAGUGUCAAUGGCAAUGGAAACGGAAAUGCAAAUUCGGGGAACGGAAACGGUAACCACAACGGCAAUGGCAACAGUGAUGGCAGCAUCAAUGGCAACGGGAAUGGGAAUCAUAAUUCGGGCAGCAACAAUGGCAAUAAUAACGGCAAUAACAACAACAAUGUCAUUGGAUACAGCAAGAAUAAUUUCGGCAUCAUCAACAAUGGCGGGAGCGGCAACCACAAUCAAGGCAGCAAUAAAGAUGACGAGCACAAUGGCGGCGGCAGUAGCACUGGUUCGGCUUCCCAUAGCACCACCACUUACACCACGACCCCCGUCAUCGCCCUGCCCGAGUACUGCCAAAAGUCGACUUACGAAAUCGACAUGACUUCCAUCCGGGGCCUCUCGACAGCGGAUAUCGAAGCCCACCUGGCCGUACUAGGUCUACACCUAGACGUCAAUGUGGACCUGGGCUUGGGCCUCGGGGAGUUGCUAGGCGGUCUCCUGGGGAGCGGUUCCUCUUCCCGCGACGACGCCGUCGCCGACGCCGCUGUCCGCGAGGCUCUCCACCAUAUUUACAAUGUCGGCUGCGGACGCAGUCUGCACGCAUACCCCGGCGCCGUGAGGGCGCAGCGGGUCGUUGCGGACAUGCCGGCGUGUCUGGAUGCGUGUUCGGUGGCCGCGGUGCGGUCGGGUCGCGCGCUCGAGUGUGUGGGGGCUACGUAUAGGCGUAGCAGCAGCAGCAGCAGCAGCAGCAAUGGGGCUGUGACGACGACUACGACUGAAACGGAAGAAACAAAUUGUUGGUUUGUACUGGGAGAGACGCAUGAUAUCCUGGAUAUCAAUGUCUCGGUCGAGUUGGAGAUGUAUGACAGUUUGUUCAUUGCUGCGUAG
Molecule: messenger RNA, 1212 nt
Organism: Pestalotiopsis fici W106-1
Lineage: Eukaryota; Fungi; Ascomycota; Sordariomycetes; Amphisphaeriales; Sporocadaceae
Exons: 1
Coding region: 1-1212 (403 amino acids)
Source: RefSeq, a predicted model, not a curated record